Molecule: messenger RNA, 2442 nt
Organism: Penicillium alfredii
Lineage: Eukaryota; Fungi; Ascomycota; Eurotiomycetes; Eurotiales; Aspergillaceae
Gene: vtc4
Product: putative vacuolar transporter chaperone (Vtc4)
Exons: 2
Coding region: 1-2442 (813 amino acids)
Biological process (GO): vacuole fusion, non-autophagic; microautophagy; vacuolar transport
Cellular component (GO): fungal-type vacuole membrane; vacuolar transporter chaperone complex
Source: RefSeq, a predicted model, not a curated record
AUGAUCAAGGAGUACCAUCCCUACUACAUAGCCUACGAAGAGCUCAAAAAGGCCCUCAAGACCGAUUUCGUCACCCAGCCUACCCCCGAAAACACCAAGCCCGCCCGCAAGGAUUGGUCCGAGGAUUAUGAGACAAACUUCGUUGCCUUGCUUGAGAGCGAGCUCGAGAAGGUGUUUACCUUCCAGAAGCGCAAGAGCGAGGAGAUCGUGGAACGCAUCCAGGACAGUGAGAUCGACGUCAAUGAUGUGGUCUCCCGGCUGGACGGCUCCGCCGACACGCGCCGCCAAAGUAGCCGGUCUUUGCGGCCUCAGCCGACUGAUGCCGACUUCCUUAUGCUCGAGCAGGUGCUAAGUGACAUUAUUGCCGAUGUGCAUGACCUGGCCAAAUUCACCCAGCUGAAUUACACGGGGUUUCAGAAAAUAAUCAAGAAGCAUGAUGUGGGUGACAUUGACUUCACAUUCACACGAAGCUAUCGUGAGACAAUCCUAACAUCCAAACAGAAAGAGACAAAAUGGUACCUUAGACCCGUCUUUGCCGCUCGUCUCAAUGCCAAGCCCUUUUUCAAGGACAAUUACGAUGCUUUUGUGGUCAAGCUCUCGAAGCUCUAUGAUCUGGUCCGUACCAAGGGCAACCCAAUCAAGGGUGAUGCCGCCGCCGGUGGUGGCCAGCAGAACUUUGUGCGACAAACGACCAAGUACUGGGUCCACCGGGACAACAUCACCGAGCUGAAGCUGGUCAUUCUUAAACACCUGCCCGUGCUGGUGUUUAAUGCCAGCAAGGAGUUCGAAGAAACGGACAAUGCCAUCUCCUCCAUUUACUACGACAACCCCGACACCUGGGAGUUGUAUCAGGGACGUCUGAAGAAGACUGAGGGUGCAGAGGCCAUACGUCUACGGUGGUACGGUGGGAUGGAAAGCGACCAGAUUUUCGUGGAACGGAAAACUCAUCGCGAGGACUGGACGGGAGAGAAGUCGGUCAAGGCCCGCUUUUCUCUUAAGGAGAAAAAUGUCAACGCCUACCUGGAUGGCCGCAUGACGGUGGAGCAGAUUUUCGACAAGAUGCGCAAAGAGGGCAAAAAGAGCAAAGAUGAGAUUGAUGAUCUAGAGCAAUUGGCUCGCGAGGUUCAGUAUCGGGUCAUCACCCGGCGUCUGGUUCCGGUUACCCGUACCUUUUACCAUCGUACCGCAUUCCAGCUCCCGGGCGAUGCACGAGUGCGGAUUUCACUCGACACAGAGCUGACCAUGGUUCGUGAGGAUAACUUGGACGGCCGGCAGCGGGCCGGAAAGAACUGGCGCCGGAUGGAUAUCGGGGUGGACUAUCCCUUCUCGCAGCUCCCACCGGAGGACAUUGACCGAUUUCCCUAUGCCGUGCUGGAGGUGAAGCUGCAAACCCAAGCAGGCCAGGAGCCUCCGCAGUGGAUCCGGGACCUGACGGCGAGUCACCUAGUAGAGGCGGUGCCCAAAUUCAGCAAGUUCAUCCACGGUACGGCCACGAUGUUCCCUAGCCGCAUUAAACUGCUUCCUUUCUGGAUGCCGCAGAUGGACGUCGACAUCCGCAAGCCUGUGACGCGCAAGUACGGCAUUCAUCGACCACUGGCUAGUACGUCGAUCUCUGCCAACGAUGAUGACUCGGACGACGAUGAAACCCCGGGCGCGGAGGAAGAAGCUGCGAACGGCUUGCCGGGUGACGCGCACCCACCACAACAUGUGUUGUUUCCUGAUCCCGGUAGUAAUGAGCUGGAUGUCGAGGAGCGGAUUGCGGCACAGCCGCUGCCUGGCGACGAAGAUUACCCAUUAUAUGAUUCAGACGAUGAAUCGGUGGACUCAGACGAGUUAGAAGAGGCGCGUCGAGUGGGCGGUGUCUACUACGCGGAGCAACUCGCCAAGCACUAUGUACGGCGCGCGGGCUCUGCCUUUGUGAACGGUCUUCUGGCACUGGUUCCACGUCCACGUCCCACGACACUCCCUCCUGCAGAACAGCGUGGGAUCGCUGUUCUGGGCGAACGGCGUACCUUCCAAAAGUUCAAAGCUCCUCCAGGCAAACGUAUCUUCGUGCCGGUCCGUGUCGAGCCCAAAGUAUACUUUGCCGCCGAACGCACCUUUCUAUCCUGGCUGGAAUUCUCCAUCAUCGUUGGUGGCAUCGCCGCCACUCUCCUGAAUUUCGGGGCCGAUUCCGCAACCCUAGCAUCGUCUUGGGCAUUCACCGUCCUGGCCGCUCUCUCUCUGGUCUAUAGUCUCUUCCUUUAUAUUUGGCGCGUCGACAAGAUCCGCAAGCGCCGCGACGUCAAGCGCGUGUAUUAUGAGAAAUGGGGUCCGACGGUGGUUGGCGUCGGAUUGGUCGCUGUGAUCCUGGUCAAUUUUGGUUUGCGUGUCCGCGCCGGCGGCUUCAUGGCCCCUGGCUCGGGCAAGGAUGAUACUGGUCGUCAUGGUGGCGAGUUGUAA